AUGAAUCGUCUUUACGCACCACCACCAUUUCUCACCAUUACCGAUGGUGCCACCACUACCGCCGCCGCCGCCACAAACCCAGUUGUCACUCAACCUCAACUAUACAACAAUGGAAACAACCAACAUGACUCAUCCUCAUCAUCAUCAAUCUUGAUAGUAGCCCUCGUCAUUGCCUCCGCAAUCGUUGUUUCCACCAUCAUCUACCUUCUCCUCCGCUUCUUCUCCCGCUGCUUCCACAGCUCCUUGUUCGCCGCGGACGACGUCGUUUCACGAAGGCACCACUGCGCCAACGAACGACACUUUCACUCUCUUCCUCUAUUCAACUUCGGUUCCGUUACAGGAAACCUCACCGGCGGAGACUGCGCAGUUUGUUUGUCGAAGUUCGAGCCACGAGACCAGCUCCGACUAUUGCCUCUCUGUUGCCACGCGUUCCACGCUAGCUGUAUAGACAUGUGGCUUUCAUCGAAUCAAACGUGUCCGCUUUGCAGGUCCACCGUACAUCCUACGGAGUCUGACGUACUGAAUAAAAUCCUUUCGCAGUCGGAAACCGAAAAUCGCAGCAACGGCGGCAAUGGGAACAGUUUUCGGAUUGAGAUAGGAAGUGUCAGUCGCCGGCGAGAUACGUCGGACUCCGGCGAUGACAGGACGUCUUAUUCCAUCGGUUCAUUCGAUUACAUUGUUGGCGAUGGAUACGAAGUGUCAUUGGGUUCCACAACACAUCAUAGAGGAGUCUCCGAUUGUACGCCAGUCGAUAAGGAGUCGACCGGAGCUCCGGAGCCAGCGGGAGAGAGCUUAGCGAGUGAAGUUGGCGGUGAACGAAGUUGGCUGAGAGAAUAUGUUGAUCGAUUACCUUUUCUUUCUGUCUCUUCACGCGCUACGUCCUUUGGAAACUCUGGGAGGUUCUUCGCUGGACUCAGUCGCCGCAGCGAGGCCUUUGUCCCCAUCGACGACGUGGAAGCCGACCGAAUCGGAGAAGAGAUCAGUGAAAUGUUUCGGUGGCUCUCGGGGUAUGACACGUAA
Molecule: messenger RNA, 1020 nt
Organism: Ilex paraguariensis (yerba mate)
Lineage: Eukaryota; Viridiplantae; Streptophyta; Magnoliopsida; Aquifoliales; Aquifoliaceae
Source: the annotation of a GenBank genome assembly